AUGGGUCGUUCCGCGAACGACCACCGGCUAUCGAUGCCGGCUAGGCAAACAGUUCCCAAGUCGGAUCCGUUUAGGCCUAACAACGCGAGACAACAGCGCCACGCGAAGUCGCAACCUUUUGAUGCUGAUGAUCUACGACGAAGGCUGUAUAUAGUACUUGCGGAGCAGGAAGCGCAGAAUAAGAGACAAAAAAUAAGGCCAGACGAGAGCUCCCAAGAACGAAGCAGAUCUAUAAGUCUGUCGGAAACAAGACAGGCGGAUACUACUAAGUCAGGAGCUAGCGAGAGGAGCUUCGCGGCGAGGAUGGCGAAAAGCAAGGGCGCGCCAGCAGAUGCGAGCUCAGGACAAAACGAUACCCCACCGGCAAAGACAAAAACAGGACGAUCGAUGUCAAGAUCCAUUCAAGACAGGCUACGGCGAAGAACGUCAGAAGUAGACCCGAAAGCGACCGAGAGCGCAACCAAAGCAACAUCAUAUCAACAACAUAUGUCCCAAGAAGCCGCUGCAGCACAAUUCGAGCGGGCAGCAGCAGCCUACAGCAUGUGCGAGAGAGACCUCGCGAACACCCUACCCCAAUCAGCACUUACACAUCACAUCCAGCGGCGGUCAUCCGUCCAAUAUGAGCUCGACUCGAAUGGUACAGCGCUGGAAGGUCACCCGUUAGAACGAGUCCAGAGCAAGCAGGAUCUCUUCAACGGACGAAACCCCUUCCAGACCCCGCAGUGGCACCCAACGGAAGCCGGGCCGCAACCGCAACCGCAGCAUCAGCUCCGACGGCACAGCGCGCCGCUCGUGAUGCCGCCCCGGCCCUGGCGCAAGAACAGCAUCGGCACGGUGCUCGAGGACCGGGCCAUGGACGAGAUAUCGUCCGAGGAGACGCUCGUCGUGGACCCCGUGCCCGAGUACCAACACUACCACUCCAACUACUACUACCAGCAGCAGCAGCAGCAGCAGCAAUACUACCAGCACCAACAUCAACAUCACCGCGUAUGCGACGAGAAGCCGGCCAAACCGACAAGAACAGCAACAACGGGCAAGAUCCCGCUGCUGAGGAAAGCGGAUUCCUUAUGGACGCUGAAGAAGCUGGGCGGAUUUAAGAGCAGCGCGACGCGCGAAAAACAGCAGCAGCAGCAACAACAGCAGCAGCAGGAGGGCGAGACGAGCCCGAAUUCGCCGUCGCCGCUCAAGUUCCCGCGCUUCGGGUUCCUGAUGAAGUUGAGGCGCUAA
Molecule: messenger RNA, 1227 nt
Organism: Daldinia caldariorum
Lineage: Eukaryota; Fungi; Ascomycota; Sordariomycetes; Xylariales; Hypoxylaceae
Exons: 1
Coding region: 1-1227 (408 amino acids)
Source: RefSeq, a predicted model, not a curated record